Zea mays is the source of this 3470-nucleotide messenger RNA. RefSeq lists its product as uncharacterized. Bases 577 to 3270 code for a protein of 897 amino acids. The transcript has 18 exons. The record is from RefSeq and is a predicted model, not a curated record. Gene Ontology annotation, biological process: peptidyl-serine phosphorylation; peptidyl-threonine phosphorylation. NCBI's taxonomy places the organism in Eukaryota, Viridiplantae, Streptophyta, Magnoliopsida, Poales, Poaceae. Gene Ontology annotation, cellular component: cytoplasm. Gene Ontology annotation, molecular function: protein tyrosine kinase activity; protein serine/threonine kinase activity; ATP binding.
AGAACGGCGCAGUCAGCAGUAGGAAUAAUGAAUAAAUAAAAAUAUAAAAUAUGACAGUUUCUAGGUAUAUAGGCGCAGGCUCGUAUUAUCGUCUCGUUAAUUAUUUAAUAAUGGGAUUCACAGCUAAUUAAAUCUGGAAGUAUAUCUUGCCCGCAAGGAAAGAAUAGAAGAAAAUACAGGCGGAGAGAGGCGAGGAAGGAAGAAAUCGACGAGGGGAUUGGAUUGGACUGCGACUGUUGUUGAUUCUCUCUUGCACGCGGCGGUCCUCCUCCAGAGUCCAGACCCAAUCCCAAAUCCCUAAUCCUACAGAGGGAUCCCAAAUCCGGCGUCCAGUCCAGUCCAACCUGUAGUAGAUAUCCCCGCCGGCUUGGCCGUCCGUCCUUGCCCCAAUUCCGAUUGACCGGAGAGGAGUUGGAUCAGGGAGCAUUGGAAUGGCCGCCGCCGCAUAGGAUGGAGCUGGAUUCCUCCGGCCGCUGCUCGGUUGCUCCCGUGAAUGCUGUGAUCGUCGCGAUUGGAGGUGGAGGCGAAGGUUCUCUUCAGUAAGAGCUUCAAGAGCUGUGAUCUAGCUGAUUGGGUAUGGAGGAGAGUGGCGGCAGCUGCGGAAAGCGGGAGGACGCGGCGCCGCCGUGGAGGCCGAGCGACUCCACGGCGUUCGGCCGUUUUGCGGCGGCCGCUUCUCCGCCGGAGGCGUCCCCGUCGGCCUCCGCCAAUGGGGCUGCUGCCCGCGUCAGCAGCCUUCAUGGGGUCAGGCGGAAACCGUCUGUUGCGAGAUUAACAGCAGGCAUCAUUCAGACAUAUCUACAAUGUGAUCCCGAGUUUAAGUACUCAGAGGUUCUAAAUCCAAAACGUUUCCUCACGAAUCCCUCUACCCCAGCCCACAACGAUGGGCUUGACAAUGCAAAUUGGGAUCUCAUAUUGUAUGUCAACUUGGAGUUGGUUAAUAAGAUGUCGAACAGAAGGUUUAUUGUCAAGGAAAUGCUUGGGCAGGGAACUUUUGGUCAAGUAGUUAAAUGCUGGGACACAGAAACUAACGACUAUGUUGCUGUGAAGGUGAUAAAAAACCAGCCUGCAUUUUACCAUCAAGCUAUCAUGGAGGUUUCACUAUUAAGAACGUUAAAUCAGAAAUUUGAUCCUGAUGAUCAGCAUAACAUUGUCCGUAUGCUUGAUUAUCUGUCAUUUCAAAACCAUUUGUGUAUAGCUUUUGAGAUGCUUGGCCAAAACCUAUAUGAACUGCUCAAAAGGAAUCACUUAAGAGGUCUGAAAUUGAAAUAUGUUCAAGCCUUCUCAAAACAGAUAUUGGAUGCCAUGGUUGUGAUGAGAGAAGCUGGAAUCAUCCAUUGUGAUUUGAAGCCAGAAAAUAUCCUGUUAGCUCCCAGUGUCACAACAGCUGCAGAAGUGAAAGUUAUUGAUUUUGGAUCAGCCUGCCUGGAGGGUAAAACGGUUUACUCGUACAUCCAGAGCCGCUAUUACAGGUCUCCAGAGGUUCUCCUUGGCUAUCCAUAUACUACCGCGAUCGACAUGUGGUCGUUUGGCUGCAUAGUUGCUGAACUGUUUCUAGGUUUGCCAUUGUUUCCUGGAGCGUCAGAAUAUGAUGUGCUUCAGCGAAUGAUGAAAAUUCUUGGGGGCCAACCACCAGAUGAACUGCUAAGGGAAGCUAAAAACACUGCAAGGUUUUUUAAACAUGUUGGAAGUAUCUAUCCUGGCAAUGAGGCACCUACUGGUCUUUGUAGUGCGUACAAAAGUUUAAGUGAAGAAGAUGUUGAAGUGCAGAGAGACUCCAAGAAGCCACAGAUGGGAAAGUGGUACUUCCCACACCUAAAGCUUGACAAACUCAUAUGUACCUAUCCUUGGAACAAUUCCGAACUGACAGAGACAGAAAAAAUGGAUCGUUUGGGAUUAGUUGAUUUCUUGAAGGGUCUCCUUGAAUUUGAUCCAAAUAAGAGAUGGUCACCAUUGCAGGCUCUAUACCAUCCAUUCAUAACAGGCAAAUCGUUCACCGGUCCAUAUGAACCUGUACCUGAGACCACAAGAAUUCCUGUUGUUCGUGCUGCAGCAAUUGAUCACAAUCCUGGAGGGGGCCACUGGCUACAUUCAGGUCUUUCCCCGCAGGUUGGAAGUGUCAACAGAUACCUACCUUCGAAUAAUGCCUACCCUCCAAAGGUUCCUUUUUCUUAUGGGAGUAGUUAUGGAAGCUUUGGUAGCCAUGGUAGCUAUACCGCCAAUGCUGGUUUUGGUAACAGCUACGGAAGCAUUGGUGAUGUUAAUGCUAUCAAUAUGUAUUAUUCACCCUUAAGUUCUUCUGGAUUAACGCAAAUUGGCUCUAGUCCAGAUGUUAGACUAAGGAUGCUUCUCCCACAUGAUAGAGGAAUUCGAUUGAGCCCUGGUAGUCUUGGGCCUAUGUCUCUUGGAGCCAGUCCAUCACAGUUUACCCCACCAAACUACCAGAUGCAAAUCCCAGCUAAUUCGGUUGGGAAGCAUGGUUCUGGUUCUCCUGCAAGUGGAGGCAUUCAUGGUUCUCCGUUAGGAAAAUCUGCAGGAGUGGGCCCAUACAACAUGAGGAGGAACUUGCCAAUGCCGCCACAUGAUUAUGUAUCUCAGCAUGGACACGGGCGUUGUGGAGAUGGUGUCAGUUUCAGUCAUUUUGAUGCCUGUGCUCGAGGACAUACAGGUCACUCUCAUAGUGCAGCGGGACCUAGUUCUUAUCAUUCUGGUUGGAGACCACAAAUAGGUUCAAGGAGUGGUAUUUCCUUGGAGGCCUCGUCUAGUCAUGUGCUUUCACAGGCUCCAUCACAAUCGUUUGACUUUUCACCUUCAUCAGCACUUGAUCCUGCUAAUUGGGACCCUAAUUAUAGUGAUGAGUCACUACUGCAGGACAAUUCACUGUCAGCUGAACUAAGUAGCAACCUCCACUUUGGAGAUGCAACUGGCCAAGGGAGUGGAUCUAUCAGAGCAGAUCAAUUAUUUCAUGUGUCUUCUCAAGGAUUGAGUGCCCAUUCCAGUGUUCCCGUCAACUACGGUGGUUACAACCCUCCAAAUUAUCCUCCGCAAAAUCUCCGUCCUCGUCGUGGACAACCAAUUCUUCAUCAGCGAUAUAACCAGGCAACUUCCAGUCCGAUGCGGCCAAUGGGAAGCCAUCACAGUGGGCAGCCUGCGUGGCCUAGUUUUGGCAUGGGCGAUGGAGUGCCCUGGGGAGGAACAGGAGGGCACUCAUUUACGACAAGUGGGCUAUCUUCAUCUCUUGCAAGAAAGGAUUAUGGGAGCAUCUUUUAGUGUGUUGUGGACAGGAGGAAUGGCGUUGAUUCAUUGCAGUCGUAAAUUAUUUGUAUUAGCAAAAUUGGAGUGCGAUGAUUCUGGUUUAUUGUUUCGAUGUUGUUACCCCAUCCCUCCAAUUGGUCCUUUGUGAACAAGACAGUUGAUAUACAAUAUAUGAUCGAUGACAAUAGCAUUCCUUUGCAGCCCUUUUUUUAUCA